Molecule: messenger RNA, 1884 nt
Organism: Peromyscus maniculatus bairdii (prairie deer mouse)
Lineage: Eukaryota; Metazoa; Chordata; Mammalia; Rodentia; Cricetidae
Gene: Chic2
Product: cysteine rich hydrophobic domain 2
Cellular component (GO): Golgi-associated vesicle; plasma membrane
Source: RefSeq, a predicted model, not a curated record
GCCAGCCGUUCCCCGCGGCCGCCCCAGAGCCGCCAGGGCCCCGGGCCGGGGGGCUCGCCUGGCGCGGGAUGGCGGAUUUCGAUGAGAUCUACGAGGAGGAGGAGGACGAGGAGCGGGCCCUGGAGGAGCAGCUGCUGAAGUACUCGCCCGACCCGGUGGUGGUCCGCGGCUCCGGUCACGUCACCGUAUUUGGACUGAGCAACAAAUUUGAAUCAGAAUUCCCUUCUUCAUUAACUGGAAAAGUAGCUCCCGAAGAAUUCAAAGCCAGCAUCAACAGAGUUAACAGCUGUCUUAGGAAGAAUCUUCCUGUUAAUGUGCGGUGGUUGCUCUGUGGCUGCCUGUGUUGCUGCUGCACAUUAGGCUGCAGUAUGUGGCCAGUUAUUUGCCUCAGUAAAAGAACACGAAGAUCGAUUGAGAAGUUAUUAGAAUGGGAAAACAAUAGGUUAUACCACAAGCUGUGCUUGCACUGGAGACUGAGCAAAAGGAAAUGUGAAACGAACAACAUGAUGGAAUAUGUCAUCCUCAUAGAAUUUUUACCAAAGACACCGAUUUUCCGACCAGAUUAGCAUUUGCUUUAUUUAUAGAGACUUUGCAAGUGUGUUGUCUUUCCAAUGGUGCCUUGCUUGGUGCUCUCCUGCUGGUGACAUGAUGCUGGUUCUACAGAAUCGGGUGGUGGUUCUGUUUGUUUUGUUUUUAAAUAACCGCAUGUUCUAUGUGUGCAUAUUUGUCAAACUUUGCAAGUUAUUUCAUACAAAUGUUUAAUACUUAAGUUAUUGUGCUCUUUUCUGUUAUGUAUUCUGAUUUUCAAGGAUUACUUUUUGUAUUCUCAAAAAAAAUACAUUUGAACUUAGCAUAAAAAUGGUCAGCCUUUGUUAUUUUGUCAACAAGGUUCACACGGUCCUUUGUCAGUUCCUUAACAUUGAAAAACAUACUUGUUGUCUGUUCUAACAUACUCUUGUACUGUUUUUUUUUUUUUCCCUUUCUGUUAGGAUUUGUACAGCAGUAUUUGAAGCCAGUACAUUUUCUCACGUAGCCUUUUGGGCCUGCACUGACCUUUCUCACACAGUUCCUGAUGCUCCGUCUCAGCAGAUACACUUUAGCUUUAUGAAGAACUAGUAAUGGUUUUGAAAAAUCCCUGUCUUCAAAAGGUCGUUUUCCUAGAAUAGACACAUCACGAAUGGUGUGCAUGCAGCAGCAGUUGCCAGGAUUCAGUGAGCUCACUGUAGAGUAGCAUCUGUCCUCAGUGCCAGUCGACAGGCAGAAAGGCAUCUGUACCCAGUUAUGGUCACUGCUCAGCGUAUCUUACAUACAGAAGUAGAGAAUUACCCCUUCUAAAUUCAAAUGUUUCCAAUCUAACAAUUGGGGAAUGGAUAUGUUUCUCGCUAGUUUGGAAAGAAAACAAACUUCUAGAAUUAAAAAUCAUUUGAUAUAACACUAGUAUAUUGUUAUAUAGAGUAGAUAGUCACUAAGAAAUGGUGAGUAUGUUUAAUACUAUUUCCAAUCUACCCAUUCACUUUCAAUCCAGUUAUAGACUUUUUUGAUUGAAAAUUGGAUAUUUAAGUUCAGAUCAGAUUAGCUUAUUACUUUUUUUUUUUAGCUUAUUCCUUUUAAAUAUAGACAUACAUAUAUUUUUUCUGUUUAGUUGUACAUAUCUCCCCACACUAUAGAUUUUCUGAAUGGCCUAUGUGUAGACUUUGUUUUUUUAUAAGCCUAAAAUUAAACACGUUUUAAUGUGUGUCAAGAACUUGUUCCAUAUAAUUGUGGUAUCGAGCAAUAAUGUGAAUAACGUUUGAAAUUAUAUAAACUAUGUUUAAUAAUUUGUAUUAAGAAUUAGUACCACUACCUUCCCCCCCCACACCCCAUAUUAAACCUUUUAAAUACCAA